Messenger RNA from Phytomonas sp. Hart1, 1518 nucleotides. NCBI's taxonomy places the organism in Eukaryota, Euglenozoa, Kinetoplastea, Trypanosomatida, Trypanosomatidae. The record is from the annotation of a GenBank genome assembly.
AUGCUUUCUCAAACCCCUUUUGAGGAGUCCCCACAACCCGGUGACCCCCCGGCCCUGACGUCUAAUUUGGCCUGGGAGGUCGAAUCGUCCUCAAACAAUCGCGAAACCCGCGCGGUGGAGUCGGGGAUGUCCCCUGUGGAGGGUUCUUUGAUUAUAUCCGACUCCGCCCCCCCCAAACCCCGCCCUCCCUCUUAUCGUUCGGAGCGGAAGCCCUUGGCCAAGUUCAGCGUGGGAAAGCCCUUCAAAGGCAAGGAAAUCCUGCGCCCGAUCACGUAUUUUCCCAUUUUGGUGGAGGUUUUGGUGAAAAAUGAUGGGGAAUUCACCACGCCGGAGGUCCCGACGGGGGUCCACCCGCGCCUGAUUCGCCUCGGCGUCAAGCGAAACGACUGGAGCCGCCCAAGCGGGGCGACGGUGGAGCGGCGGUAUAAAGAGCUGAUGGAGCUUCGUGAGAUAUUGACCUAUCAAUUCCCCGGGAUGAUUAUUCCCCCCUUGCCGGACAAAGACGGGGUGAACCACCUCGAAACCUACUUCAACGCGGCCGAUCAGAUGCUCCGGCAGCGGUAUAACAUUCAAUUCUUCCUCAGCGAGAUCGCGGCGAUGCCCGAGGUGAUGUUUUUCUCGGAGUGGGUCCCGCCUUUUUUUCUCGACCCCCGCGAGACCUUCGAGACCGGGACGCUGACCCGCCUGCAGGCCGCCCUGAAGGAUCUUCGACUGGUCAACAAAACGGUGGAUCUCUUCAAACGGCGGAAUUGCGGGUUUGUCGAAUCCACCACAAACAAAAUCGCGAAAAAGUCGACCAAACUCGUCCGCUCCAUCGCGGGGUUAUUUUGGGGGGAGGGCGGGGAUGGAAUGGGGCCCGGGGAGAACCCGCGCGCGCAGUGGUCCGUCCUCCCUAGGGACCUUCAGGAGGAUGCCAAGGCCUGGGAGGCCAUUGUCGACGUCUUGAAUCACCACCAGGGGCUUUUUAAAAAGGCCGCGAAAAGUUUCGAGACUUUUCUCGACUCCACCAACAAUUGGAAUACCGAGCAAACCAAAGCCGCCUCGGCGAUGGCGGAUUACGGGACCACGCUGCGCAAGGCCGAGUGCUUCACGCAGCUCGCCGAGCAUUUCCACAACGCCUCGAGCAUGAUGAGCGAUGUCGCGGAAAAAGAACGGCAGCUCGCCGACAAACGCUACUUUAACGUCUGUUUAAGGCUGCGGUUUGAAUACAACUAUAUCGAUUCCGUUCUGAAUGCGAUCGACCACGUGCUGAGUUUGUACCGCAGUCUCGCCAGUGAUGUGUACGACGUCAAAGAUGCUUUUUAUCUCAGCAAACUACAAUACACCACCGCCAUCAAUGAAGGGCUUAUGCGGGACUAUACCCAACGCUACCGGCGUUAUUACAUCUAUCGAAUGCGCAAUCUUCUGUCCGACCAACUCGUGAAGCCCACCCUUGAGUCGAUUUCUGUGAUUGAGGAAACGACGCAGAAUGCGCCUUUUGUGUGCUCUAUAAAGCAAAAUGAUUCCACCAAUUACUAA